UAUUUGUAUUUUUUAUAAUUUAUAACAAUCGUUUGUUUUGCACAAGUUUAAAACAAACACACAUACACAUGCGUCAAUAAGUAAACGAAAAACAAUAACGAAAUGGAGAGCUAUUCCCCGGACUUGCUAUGGAUGGUCGUCAUAGGCUUUCUUAUAGCCUUUGUGCUGGCCUUUGGCAUAGGCGCCAACGAUGUGGCCAAUUCCUUCGGCACGAGCGUGGGCUCAGGCGUGCUAACCAUACGUCAGGCUUGCCUUUUGGCAACCGUUUGUGAAAUCUCUGGCGCCGUGCUCAUUGGCUACAAGGUCUCGGAUACGAUGCGCAAGGGCAUACUGGAAGUGAGCCUAUAUGAGGGAGCCGAGGAGGUGCUUAUGCUGGGCUGUGUGGCGGCAUUGGCUAGCAGCGCAGUUUGGCUUCUGGUUGCCACGUUCCUGAAACUUCCCAUAUCGGGCACGCACAGCAUUGUGGGCUCCACCAUUGGUUUUUCGCUGGUUGCACGCGGUGUGCAAGGACUCAAGUGGUCUACAUUGGCCACCAUUGUGGUCUCUUGGUUCAUAUCGCCGGUGAUGAGCGGCCUGGUGAGCAUACUCUUGUUCUUGGCUAUACGUCGGUUCAUAUUGCGUGCCCAAGAGCCACUCAAGGCGGGCUUUCGCUCGCUGCCUAUCUUCUAUGGCGUUACAUUCUUCAUCAAUGUCAUUAGCGUCGUUAUGGAUGGACCCAAGCUGCUGUAUAUGGAUAACAUACCCACUUGGAUUGCUGUGAGCGCCAGCGUGUGCUUAUCGCUGCUGGUGGCAUUGCUUACACAACUGGUGGUGGUGCCGCUGCAGCGCCGGUCAAUUGCCAAGAAGUUGAAUGCUGAGCAGCCAGUCAAGUUUAAUGUUGAAGACUCAGUGGAAUCGUCGCCGUCUGGCAGUCCGAAUAAGCAGCGCCGUCCACUCUCGUUGGUUAGCGAGGGUAAACCGCUGCCAGCUAUAGCUGAGAUCACUGAGCUGGACUCACUUAGCGACAACUCGCCCAGAACCUUCAAGCUGCCGUUCGGGUUCGCUGGCAAGAACAAAAAUGCCAACGUGGAGGAUUACAAAUUCAAUCUGGAGCUGAUACGCAAGGCCGAGGGUCUGUUGGGCAAGGCCAGUUUAGAUAACACGGAUUUGACGGUGACCAGCCUCAACUACAUCGAUGAGCAGCAGUUACAGCAAUCUGGACGCAAGCUGCAGGAAUGUUUCACGCGUGUGCAGUCGCCUAAGGAUGAGCACAAGCCAGCAACUGCAGCUUGUAGCACAGCCACCAAUAACAAUCUGCAGACGGUGGAGGGUGCAGCCAGCCUAGAACUCAUGAUUAGAACUCAUACGCUACCGCCCAACUCCAGCCAGGUGCCGCUGAUUGAGAGCAAAGAGGCGCUACAUGAGCAGGAGGAGGAAUUUAACUGCCAAGCCGAGCAUCGUACAAGUAGCGCCGAAGAAACUCAAGAGAUAUCGAUGCUGUUUUCGUUCCUACAAAUCCUAACGGCCACCUUUGGCAGCUUUGCCCAUGGUGGAAACGAUGUGAGCAAUGCUAUUGGGCCCCUGAUUGCGCUCUAUAUGAUUUACCGCGAGGGCUCGGUUAUGCAGCAGGCGGAGAGUCCCAUUUAUAUAUUGAUCUACGGUGGCAUUGGCAUCUCUGUGGGACUGUGGCUAUGGGGCCGACGCGUUAUUGAGACCAUUGGCAACGAUCUAACAAAGAUUACCUCUUCGACUGGCUUUACAAUUGAAGUUGGCGCCGCCAUUACCGUUCUGCUGGCCAGCAAAAUUGGUUUGCCCAUUUCGACGACGCACUGCAAAGUCGGUUCGGUGGUUUUUGUGGGUCAUGUGAGCGCUGCGGGACGAAAACAGAAGCGACAGCAAGAACAGCCAGAACAGGAGCGGACAGCUGGAGCAGUCAUGGAGGAUGGCAGCGUCGAUUGGCAUUUGUUUCGAAAUAUUGCCUAUGCCUGGAUUGUCACUGUGCCCGUUACCGCCUUGCUCAGUGCUGGCAUCAUGUAUGUGCUCUGCUCCAUUGCAGUGGAUAAUAUGGCAGGUUAGGAUGCAAGUGCAGCAGCAGACUUAGUCGCGUCGUCUAUUCAAUUAUUAAGCUAAACACUAAUAUUUCGAAAUUGUACCCAAGUUGACAAACGAAAACUUAACAAAAAAUAAAA
Drosophila busckii is the source of this 2168-nucleotide messenger RNA. Its product is annotated as sodium-dependent phosphate transporter 1-B. Gene Ontology annotation, molecular function: phosphate transmembrane transporter activity. Lineage: Eukaryota; Metazoa; Arthropoda; Insecta; Diptera; Drosophilidae. The record is from RefSeq and is a predicted model, not a curated record. The transcript has a single exon. Gene Ontology annotation, biological process: phosphate ion transmembrane transport. Gene Ontology annotation, cellular component: membrane. Bases 103 to 2055 code for a protein of 650 amino acids.